GGUAACAAUGACGACUAAGAAGCUGCUCAUUGAAACACUGAACCAGUUGAGUCCAGAGGACUUUGCUGAGUUCAAGUCAAUCAUUGAAGUGGAUAAAAAGUUCACAUUCUUCUCAAAGAGGGAACUGAAAGCAGGAAACACACAGGAUGUAGUGGAGCUGAUGGAGAAGACGUACGGGCGAGGGUGUGUGGAGGAGACCAGAAAGGCUUUAAUGAAGAUGAGCAGAACUGAUCUGGUGCAGAGAUUAUCAGACAAACAGUUUCCUGCACUGAGUCAGAGAGUAGAAACGAUGGAGUCUCUUAUUGAGCUGCUUUUGGAAACACUGGCUGAUUUGAGUGACAGCGAGUUCAACAACUUCAAGCAGGUCCUCAGGAGGAAACGUGACUUAUGCUUCCAACUAAUGGAGAGCGGGGCGUCAGACCUGCAGGACACAGUGUUUUCCAUGGUGCAGACUUAUGGCCAACAGUCAUUGACGAUGAUCAUGGAGCUGUUAAAGGAUAUCAGUAGGAGUGAUCUGGCUCAGAGGCUGUCAGACUGCAGCUCAGAACCUAAAAGAAAACAUCUGGAUGAACAUCUGUCUGCACUGAUCCACAAAGUUGCAACAAUGGCAGCUGUUAAAGAGCUGCUUUUGGAAACACUGAAGGAUUUGAGUGAACAGGAUCUGUGGAAAUUCAGGAUAUUUCUGAAGUUCACGUGUUUUCAGAAGAGUGUUCCACAAAUCAGUCUGAAUACAGAUGCAGCAGAAAUAGUGAACCGUUUAAUGGAUGAACUUGGUCAUCAGUCUGUGGAGGUGAUCAUGGAGGUUUUAACAGACAUGAAGAGAACUGAUCUGGUGCAGAGGCUUUCAGAGAGCAGCUCAGGACUCAAAGCUGCAGGAACAUCAGCUGAAGGAUUUGAUGUGGAGGACACAGAGAGAGAGAAACACUCUGAGGAUGAACGUUGGCCUGCACUGAUCCACCAAGUAGAAACGAUGGAGUCUGUUAUUGAGCUGCUUUUGGAAACUCUGGCUGCUCUGAAUGACCAGGAGCUCAGAGAGUUCAAGCAGGUCCUGUUUGAAAUUCAUCAUCACAGAAACAAAUAUUACUCAGACUUCACAUGGAUGCUGUUCAUGAGGACAGACCUGCAGGACACAGUGUUUGUAAUGGUGCAGACUUACGGCCAACAGUCAGUGGAGAAGACCAUGGAGGGUUUAAAGAAGAUGAAGAGGACUGAUCUGGCUCAGAGGCUGUCAGACUGCAGCUCACUGCCUAGAAAGAAACACUCUGUGGAUGAUCGACACUCUGCACUGAUCCACACAGUGAGUCAUGUCACGUCUCUGAUUCAGUACAAGACAGCAGAUGCAGACUGA
Messenger RNA from Archocentrus centrarchus (flier cichlid), 1348 nucleotides. RefSeq lists its product as uncharacterized. Gene Ontology annotation, molecular function: protein binding. Gene Ontology annotation, biological process: regulation of apoptotic process. NCBI's taxonomy places the organism in Eukaryota, Metazoa, Chordata, Actinopteri, Cichliformes, Cichlidae. The transcript is spliced from 9 exons. The coding region runs from base 8 to 1348 and encodes 446 amino acids. The record is from RefSeq and is a predicted model, not a curated record.